AGCUGCUCCCGGAUGGAUGACACAAUGACACGGCCUGCCGGCGCAACAUUGUCCAAAAACUGCGAGCGAAUGGUCUGUACCGAGGGCUAUGGGGCCAGGGUUUGCGCCGCCCAGCCAGUGACUUUACGAUCACGCUGUCGGUCCAGCUGGCCGCUCGCGCCCGCGCGCGCCGGCGGCACCGCUGUCGGUGCGAGUGCGAAAUGUGAACCUGAGCUGAGAUAGCCAGACAGGACGGACGGGGCAGGGCAGCGACAGAGCGCUGCACAGGCCUUCCAGACGAGUCACGGUGGUCGAGGAACACAUAUUUCCUCGUGGAGGAGUGAGUGCUGUGGUGGUGCUGAUGCUAGGAGUGCAAGUGGAGUGAGUUAGUAGCCUGCUGGCGCUUGUCCUCGUGACAAAGUAGUCAUGGUACACAUUUGCAACGCGUGCGGUCGAGAGUGCGUGUGGAUGUCUGACCUGGUGACGCACGUCCAGGCCGUGCACCACGGAGACAGGCAGUUCGAAUGCACCGUCUGUGGGAGAUCAUUUAGUCGGAGUGGGAAUCUGUCGAGGCAUCUCCGACUUCACACGGGGGAGAAACCCUUCCAGUGUACAGUCUGCAAGAAAAGCUUCGCGUACUGUAGUCACCUGAAGAGGCACCUGCUCAUUCACACUGGAGAGAAAUCUCUCAAAUGUACAAUCUGCAAUAAGAGUUUUGCCUUGCGUACGAGCCUCGUCUCUCACCUCUACACCCACACGGGAGACAAGCCUUUCCAGUGCCAAAUCUGUCCGAAACGCUUCCGUCAAGGUUCCAAUUUGAAGGUUCACGAGCGCAUGCACACAGGCGAAAAACCGUAUCAAUGUGCAAAGUGCAAGAAGAGUUUUGCAUGGAGAACUAAUCUAGUAUGUCACCUACGCCGUGUGCAUACCUGAGAGAAGCCCACUAACUACGUGCUUCUCCCCGAGUACGAUGGUGCGUCGGAAAAGGACAACACCAGCUACGUAUCGUGAGAGCCAGCGUAGAUGAAAAAAAAAGUUCGUGCCUAUAUGUAGUAGCAUAUAAAUAAAAAGUCAGCUUCUUUCCCUGA
Molecule: messenger RNA, 1067 nt
Organism: Frankliniella occidentalis (western flower thrips)
Lineage: Eukaryota; Metazoa; Arthropoda; Insecta; Thysanoptera; Thripidae
Product: gastrula zinc finger protein XlCGF57.1-like
Exons: 2
Coding region: 406-912 (168 amino acids)
Biological process (GO): regulation of transcription by RNA polymerase II
Molecular function (GO): DNA-binding transcription factor activity, RNA polymerase II-specific; RNA polymerase II cis-regulatory region sequence-specific DNA binding
Source: RefSeq, a predicted model, not a curated record